AUGAGUAAAUUAUUUAUUUUGUUUUCAUUGAUAUUGACUUUAGUAACUAGUCAAGAAUUUAGUAUAACAUAAUGCACUUGUGCAUAACUGUUAUCAGAAGAAGACUGUAGAAAAAAUGUUUCAUUUAGAUGCACUUGGGAUAGAAUUAAAAGAGUUUGUGCAAUUUCAACUACUUCUGCAUUAAUGUAUGAAACAUAUUGUGACACAUUUGCUGAAGUAGAUUGUCCUAAAGCGAAACCUUGUACUGAUUGUGGUAACUAUGCUGCCUGUGCCUGGGGUUUAGGAAAAUGUACAUUCUUCACAGGAUGCACAGCCUUUUCAAAAACACUGAUGCUGAAUGUUAAGCAAUAAGUAAUAGAUGUAUUACAGAUGGAACUCAUUGUGUUGAAGUUGAUGCCUGCAGCACAUACAAAAAAUAGCUCCGCUUGUGUAAAAAAUGCUGCUGGAAGGUUAUGCUAUUGGGAUACAACAAAUAACACUUGUGUAGAUGCUAAUACCUGCGAUAAAUUACCAGCAAGUUUUGCUACAGAUAAAGAAUGCAGAGAUGUCAUAUCAACUUGUACAACAAAGACUGGAGGUGGAUGUGUUGAUAGUGGAAAUAUUGUAGUGAUUAAACAUUAGAAAUUCAAUGUGUAUGGAAUAAAUUAAAAUCUACUGCAUGUUAUUGGGAUGGAGCUAAUUUGUAAUAAUGCACCAGCUACAUUAACAACUGAUGAUACAUGUAAAUUAUUUAGAACUGAUGGAACCUGUACAACAAAAGCCAAUGGAGGAUGUGUUACUAGAACCACUUGUGCAGCUGCUACUAUCUAAGCUGCUUGUGUUAAAAAUAGUUCAAAUGGAGAUUGUUAUUGGACAGGAAUUGUAUGUAUUGUUAAGACCUGUAAAAAUGCACCAACUACAAUGAUAACCAAUACGGCUUGCGGUGGAUUUGUUACAGGAUGUAUCACUAAAUUAGGAGGAGGAUGUGUUACCAAUGGACCUUGUUCAGCAGCAAACGUUUAAGCCGCUUGUGUGAAAAAUACUUCUGGUACUGAUUGUAUUUGGGAUACAACAUGCAAAGAAAAGACAUGUGUAAAUGCACCAACAACAAAUAAUACUCAUGAAUUAUGUACAUCAUACUUAUCAACAUGUACAGUUAAAGCAGGAGGUGGAUGUUAACCAAGAACUUGUGCAAAUGCUCCAACAACAAUAACAACUAAUGAUGCAUGUGAAGCAUAUUUACCAAAUAAUAAUUGUAUAACAAAGACUGCAGGUGGAUGUGUAAUAAAUACUACAUGUGCAGUAAUUACCUUAGAAGCUGCUUGUAUUAAAAAUUCUUCUGGGGCUACCUGUUUCUGGGAUACUGCAAGUUUAGCAUGUAAAGAUAGAAAAUGUACUAAUGCUCCAUCAAGUAAUAAUACUCAUGAUUUAUGUGUUGCCUUUUUAUCAACUUGUACAGUAAAUUCAACUAAUGCAGGUUGUGUUGAUAAAUCAUGUGAAAAUUCAUUGGUAUAAACUAUUUGUGAUAAAGAUUUGAAUAAUAAAGCUUGCAUUUGGAAAGGAAAAUGUUAUAAAAAAGAAUGUGUAUUAGCUUCAUCAACAACAGCAACUCAUGAAGAUUGUUAAACAUAUGAUUCUGGUUGUACUUUGAGUAAUACAGGUACUGGAUGUGUUCCCUUACCCCUUAAAUGUGAAGCUAUUACAAUUGAAGCAGCUUGCAAUAUUAAAUUAUAAAUUACAAAUGGAGUUAAAUCCUACCCAGAAUGUGGUUGGAAUGGUUCAUAGUGUAUUGAUAAAGCUUGUUCCACUGCUCCAAAAACAACAGCAACAACAGCUGAUUGUGGUACUUACAAAGCCAAUUGUGUAACAAACAAUCCAGUUAAUGGAUCAAUUGCAGGAUGUUAAGACCUACCAACAACAUGUGCAGCUAGAAAAUCAACUGAAAAUUGUGAAAUCACAAGAGUUGGAUUCCCAACAUGUUUAUGGAAUACAGCUACAUUAGCUUGUGUAGAAAAGUCUUGUGCCACUGCUAAUGUUGUAGGAUUACAAGUAGUAGUAUAAGCAGGAUUAUUUACAUUUAAUCAUUGCAGAAAUUAUCUAUCUAAUUGUAUUUCCAACAAUAAUUAAGAUGGAUGCAUACCUAAACCCUCAAGUUGUUCAAAAUUAAAUUCUUAAAAUUGUUAAAUGGGAUCAAAAAUAAAUGGAAAUUGUUAUUGGAAUGGGCAUAAUUGUGUUGAUAGAACUUGUAAAAAUUUUGCAUUAAUUACUCACAUUGGAUGCUAAACCAUAUUGGAUAUAUGUACAGUCAAUAAUGGAAAUACAGGUUGUUAAAUUUUAGCAAAUAAUUGUAAUUCUUAUAGACAAUAAGAAAAUUGUAUCAUAACUUUAAACAAAAACAAAUGUAUAUGGACUGGCGUAGACUGUAGAAAUGCUACUUGUUAAGAUGCAUCUGAUAAUAAUCUUUAUGAUUCUGAUUCAGAAUGUUCCAAUUAUUCAAUUAUAAAUGAAACCUGUACUGUUUUAUACAAAACUGGAGGAUAAGGAUGUGUAAAAAGAUCGACUUAUUGUAGUGAUUACGUAUCUGCAGCUUAAUGUUAUAGAACAUUAGCAGCUAUUUCGGAUGACUGCACCUGGAAAUCCGCUUAUAGCAAAUGCUUUUCGAAUACAUAUCUUUAAGGUGCAUGCUCAAAAUUUACAGGUACAAAAACUCAAUGUGAAUCUAUUAAAACAGGUUGUACUAACACUGUAGGUGCUACUGAAACAGAUAUUUGUACAUUUUCUUGUGCUUUAGUAUCCGAAACAACUCAUGCUAAUUGUUAAGGAUAUAGUACUACUUGUACUGUAAAUAAAGCAGCAAAUGCAUGUUAAAUAGCGUAAGCAUCUUGCGCAGGAUAUGGGACAACAUAAUCCAGUUGUUCAUAUAGAACUGAUGGUUUGAAAUGUCAUUUGGAUUUUACUGCACCUACUCCUACUUGUGUAGAUAUUACAUCAGCAAAUUGUAGUCUAAUUACAGUUCUUAAUGGUGGAGCUGAAGUCGAGGCAGCUUGCUAAGCAUAUAAUACUGCCUGCCAUAUUAAUGGCACUCCUGAUGGAUGCCAAGAAUUUUAAGCAACUUGUGCAGGUUAUGGAACAACAUAAGCUAAUUGUUCAUAUAGAAUCGACGGUUUGAAAUGCCAUUGGGAUGCAACUGCACCUACUCCUACUUGUGUAGAUAUUACAUCAGCAAAUUGUUAUCUUAUUACAGAUCUUAUUCAUGAAGCUGCAGUUGAGGGAACUUGUUAAGUUUAUAAUACUGCUUGUCAUAUUAAUGGUACUCCUAAUGGAUGCUAAGCAUGGCAUAUACCUUGCACAGCAUAUGGAACAACAGAAGCUAAUUGUACAAAAAGAACUGAUGGUUUGAAAUGUUAUUGGGAUACUACUGCUACUACUCCUACCUGCGUAGAUAUUACAUCAGCAAAUUGUAAUCUUCUUACAGGUUUGUCAAGUCCAAAUAACACUCAUGCUAAUUGUUAAGCACAUAGUACUGCUUGUACUAUUAAUAAAGCUCUGGGUGCAUGCUAAGCAGUGUAAGCAACUUGUGUAGGAUAUGCAACUAUAGAAGUUAAUUGUUCAUUUAGAACAGAUGGUUUGAAAUGUCAUUGGGAUGCUACCGCUACUACUCCUACCUGUCUAGAUAUUACAUCAGCAAAUUGUAAUCUUAUUACAAGUCUGACAAGUCCAAAUAAUGUUGAAGCAACUUGUUAAGCAUAUAGCACUUCCUGUCAUAUUAAUGCUGGUGUAACUGCAUGCUUUGCUUUUACCACGUGUGAAGCAAUUACAGGCACAAAUAUCACUUGGGCUAUUUGUUAAGGUUACAGUACUACUUGCAGUGUAAAGAGGGAUGGAAGUGGUUGUGUAACAAUCUAAUCAUAAUGUUCAGGAUACAAAACAAUUGAAAAUUGUUAUAGAUCAACUGCAGGGUAUUGUACUGCUAACAGUACUGAUACUAUCUGUCAACCUAUAACAGAAUCCACUGCCUGUGAAACAAUUAAAUUAGGAUUAGGAUUUACUUUUAGUGACGUAAAAUGCAAUUAACUCAGAGCUGGUUGCAUAACAUAAGGAACAACAGGAUGUUAAACGAGGACAUGUGCUAAUAAAACAACACCAUUUGCUCAUACAGAUUGUAAUGGUUGGUUGAAUACUUGUACUGCAAAUGCAGCUUCAUCACCAACUGCAUGUGUAACAUUGCCAACCACAUGUGCUAGUUAAACUGCAGCAGCAUGCGUUUGGGCAGUUGAAGGUGAAUGUGCUGUCUCAGGAACAUCUUGUGUCAGAAAAACCUGUGAUACUGCAACAGCAGAUACAAGUUUUGAUACACAUGCUGAAUGUAUUUCAUAUCUAUCUACUUGCACCGUUGUAAGAAUUGGAGGUUGUUAAGCAAGAGCUGCUUGUUCAGCAUAUAAAUCAAGUUAAUAGUGUAAAUUCAAUAAAAGUGGCGGAAAAUGUUUCUGGAAUCCAACUAAUAAGACUUGUGUCGAUUUGAAUUGUGGAAAUAUUGAAGCCACAACUUCAUAUGAUACUCAUGCUGAAUGUGUGGCAGUUGAUACAAAUUUACUUUGUACAGUUAGAGCUGCAAAUUGGGCUGCUGUUCCUGGUUGUACUGCUAGAGGAGCAUGCAGUUCUUAUUCAAUAGAAGAUUAAUGCAAAACUAAUGCAAGUGCAGGCGUCUGUGUUUGGAAUACAAAUUUAACUACACCAGUAUGCUAAGAUAAAUCAUGCACAACUGCUCCAACUGCAACAGCAACUCAUGCAGAUUGUGAUGCCUACUUCUCCACAGUUACUAUUAAAUGUACAGUAGUUGCUACACCAGAUACAAAUGGUGGUGCACCAGUUCUAGGAGGAUGCCAAUAAACAGCGGCUUGUUCUACUUAUAUUCAUUAAGAAUAAUGUGAAUUCAAUGCUACAGGAGAUCCUUGUGGAUGGAAUGGUACUUAAUGUGCAGAUAAGUCAUGUGCUACUGCUCCUGCAACUGCUGAUUAUGAUGAUAAUGAUAAAUGUAGAGCUUACUUUAAUAAUAAAUGUACAGUUGCAUCUACAGGAUAAGGAUGUGUUGAUAUACCAGAUACAUGUGAAACUAUGACUGAAAAAUAAUGUGUUACUGAUAAGACUGCCAGAUCAUGCUAUUGGAAUGGAACUGCUUGUAUUACAAGAUCUUGUGAAAAUGCUCCAGAAGCAACAUCCUCAGCCGAAGAUUGUAAUACUUAUCUUUCAGGAUGUACUUCAGAUUCAGUAAAAUGUAAGACUAAGGUUUGUGAAGAUUUUGCUUUUGCCACUGAUGCUCUAUGCAAAUCAGCCUUAAGCACAUGUACAACAAAUGGAACAAAUUGUGUUACAAGAGGAACAUGCUUCUAAGCUUUAAGCCAAGCAGGUUGUGUUACCUCAGUAACUAAUCAAUAAUGCGAAUGGAUGCCAGUUGUUGGCACAAAUCCAGCUUAUUGUACAAUAAAGACUUGUAAUACUGCCCCAGUUACUUUAACUUCUGAAGCAGCCUGUGCAGGUUAUUUCACAAAUUGUACAACAAAGAAUGGUGGUGGAUGUGUUACUAAGUCUACUUGUGCAGCUGUUACUAUUGAUGCUGCUUGUACUACUGCCCUUAAUGGAACUGUUUGUGCCUGGGAUAGUGCAUAAAUGGAACCACUCAUGCUGCAUGCCAAACCUAAAGAACUGGAUGCACUGCUGGUGCCAAUGGAAAAUGUGCAAGAGAUUUAAAAUUGUGAAUAAACUACUAUCAGAAGUGCUUGUAUUGAAGGAACAAAUGGUCCAUGUUUAUGGAUUAAUGAUUAUGUUAAUACUGAUGGAUCUAAAGGAGCCUGUUUCAGAUAUACAUCAUGCAAGAGUUUGAAUUGGAAUUCAGAUACAUCAUGUAAAUGGAUUAGUAAUUAAUGUACAACUAAUGGAUCCAAUUGUGUUGGAAUUACCUUAUGUUCUGAAACCAAUACUGAUGGUGGAUGUGUUACAGGAUAUGAUGGAGCUUGUAUUUAAUCAGUUCCAGCCUUGAAUUCUUCAGAUCCAAAGGUUUGUAAACCAUAUACAUCUUGUGCUGAUGCAUUCUACACAACUCAUUCAGAUUGUUAAAUUGCUAGUAAAAAGUGUACAACAAAUGGAACAACUGGUUGCAUUGCAUUAGGUGCUUGUUCAUCUUAUACUACAUAAGCAGGAUGCUAUUUCAAUGAUAAAGGAGUUGUUUUAACAUCUGGAGCCAUUACUUCAACUGGUAUUUGCACUUGGGAUACAACUGCUAGUAGUUGCAGAGAUUAAUCAUGUGCUGAUUUGACUGGAACAACUCAUGCAACAUGUUCAUCAUAAUUAUCAACAUGUACAUCAGAUGGAACUACAUGUUUAAUUAAAGGAGCAUGUUCAUCAUACACUACUUAAACUGCUUGUACAACAGCUGUUGGAUCUGAUGGUAUUUGUUAUUGGGAACUUGCAUCUGCUACAAAUAAUAACACUGCUAAAUGUAGAUUAAUGACUUGUGCUGAUAUUUAAAAUGGUACAUCCACAAAUGUUUGUUCAGUUGCUUUAUCAUCAUGUGUAUCAAAUGGAACUGCUUGUAUUUCAAAAGCUAACUGCUCAACAUAUACAACUAAGACAGCAUGUAAUUCAGGUGGAUUAGAUGGUAUUUGUGUAUUCACUCAAUCAACUGCUGCAGGAGCUGCUGCUGGUACCGGAACUUGUGCUUUAAUGACAGCAUGUACAAUAGCUAAUAAUGAUUAACUUGCUUGUUAAGCUGCUAAGGAUAGAUGUUCAUGGACUGCAGCAUCAGGAACUGGAACAACAGCAGUUGCUAGUAAAUGUGCCACUCACACUUGUGCUACAAACUAAGCUACUAAUGGAGCUUGCACAAGAUUCUUGAAUUGGGAUAAAAAGACUUAAUAAAUAUGUACUCUUGUUAGUGGAACAUGCACAGCAACAGACCCAUCAACUUUAUCAUUAAAUGAUUGUUUCUUGGUUUCUGGAUACACUUAUACUUGGAAUGCAUCUACUAGCAAGUGCGGAGUCUGCACUGCUGUUGUUGUUUACCCAAAUAAUACAGAUAAUAAUACAAACAAUACAAAUAAUGAAACAAUAACUGAUUCAGGAUAUAUUCUAGGAUUAUCAGCUAUCGUUUUUGGAUAUCUCAUGUUCUGA
This is a messenger RNA of Paramecium tetraurelia, 7146 nucleotides long. RefSeq lists its product as uncharacterized. The record is from RefSeq and is a predicted model, not a curated record. The transcript has 3 exons. Lineage: Eukaryota; Ciliophora; Oligohymenophorea; Peniculida; Parameciidae.